AUGUCUGCGGUAAACGGUACAGCGUUGUUGAAAUUUGCUCGUAUAACCGACAAAGCUUUUGCACCAACGAAAGGAUCGAAAUUUGCUGCUGGAUUCGACUUACGAAGUGCCUAUGAAUACGUUGUGCCAGCAUGUGGUAAAGAACUUGUUCUAACUGAUCUGCAAAUCGCAGUUCCUGAAGGUACGUACGGAAGAGUAGCACCACGUUCAGGAUUGGCAUGGAAAAAUUUCAUUAACAUAGGUGCUGGUGUUAUUGAUGCUGAUUAUCGGGGAAAUGUAGGGAUAGUACUAUAUAAUCACGGUAACGAGGACUUUAAAAUCUCAGCAGGAGAUCGUGUUGCACAACUAAUUUGUGAAAAAAUUACAUAUCCUGACCUCCAGGAAGUAGAUAAUUUAGAUAGCACCGACAGAGGAGAAGAUGGGUUUGGUUCAACAGGAAAUAAAUAGGAUACCAAAGAGGAAAAGAUUGUCAUUUUGAUGCAUUUAUUUUUCUAAGUUAAUCUAAU
This is a messenger RNA of Habropoda laboriosa, 506 nucleotides long. RefSeq names its product deoxyuridine 5'-triphosphate nucleotidohydrolase. The record is from RefSeq and is a predicted model, not a curated record. The coding region runs from base 1 to 447 and encodes 148 amino acids. Gene Ontology annotation, biological process: dUTP catabolic process; dUMP biosynthetic process. The transcript has 3 exons. Gene Ontology annotation, molecular function: dUTP diphosphatase activity; magnesium ion binding. NCBI's taxonomy places the organism in Eukaryota, Metazoa, Arthropoda, Insecta, Hymenoptera, Apidae.